Solanum lycopersicum (tomato) is the source of this 1569-nucleotide messenger RNA. The record is from RefSeq and is a predicted model, not a curated record. Lineage: Eukaryota; Viridiplantae; Streptophyta; Magnoliopsida; Solanales; Solanaceae.
AUGGAAGCUUUGUUUAAGGAGUGUCCGAAGCCAGAUAAGAAGAAAAUUAAGGAGCUCAGUGAUAAGAUAGAGCUAGAACCUUUGCAGAUCGUGUUUUGGUUCCAAAAUAGGCGUACCCAAUUAAAGAAUCAAGAUCAACAUAGUAAGAAUUUAUCACUUCGAGAUGAAUAUGACAAGCUUAGGACUGAAUAUGCGUGGUUAAGUGAAGUUGUCAACAAUGGUUGCCCUAAUUGUAGCGACCAUGGUUUCCAUUUAGGUGAAAUUCCAGAUAAUGAACAACAUUUAAGUCUCAAAAAUGCUCGCCAAGAAGAAGAGGUUGUUCACAUUUCAAGACAACAUAUUGCUGAAGUAAUUAGGGCAGCUAUGUACGAGCUUCUUCAAAUGUCUCAAAUGGGAGAGCCACUUUGGCUUCCAAACAAUGACUUAAAUAUAGAAGAAUAUAAGAGGAAAUUCCCCAGGAGUAAUGAUCCUAAGCCUAAUGGAAUUAAGACUAGUGCUUCACGAGAAAGUUCUCUUGUAACCAUGAAUCACAUCAACUUGGUGAAGAUUUUCAUGGAUACGAUAUAUGCAGAGUUUCAAGUUCCCUCUCCACAAAUUCCGAAUCGACAUUGCUACUUUGUAAGGUCUUGCAAUAAAAUUGUUGAUGGACUAUGGGUCACAUGGAUUGAGCAUAUCGAGGCCCAUGACACAUUAAUUUACACCUUUUACAAGACCUUUGUGAAUUCCAGCCUUGCAUUUGGGGCAAAGCGUUGGAUUUCUAUCUUGGAUAGACAAUGUGAACGAUUAGCAAGUGUAGAAGCCACAAAUUUACCCCAAAAUAACAUUACUCAUACGCUGUCAAUCGAUAAAGAGAGAAGAAAAAGUGUGUUGAAGCUUGGAGAGAGAAUGAUAAUAAACUAUAUUUCAGGAGUGAGUGGAACCAAAACACACAAAUGGACAACUUUCACAGGAAGUGGCUAUAAUAUUAAUGAUCUUCAAGUCAAGACUAGACGGAGCAUAAACGAUCCAGGGAGACCACGGGGACUUGUAUUGUGCGCUUCAACUUCCAUCUGGCUGCCCGUUCUUCCAAAACUUUUGUUUGAUUUCCUUCGGAAUGAAAACACAAGGGGAAAGUGGGACAUUCUAAUAAAUGGGGGUACUAUUCAAGAAGUUACUCAUAUUGCAAAUGGAAUGGAAAUAGGCAAUUCUAUCUCCAUAUUGAGAGUCAAUUGUCCAAAUCAAGCUCCAAACGGUAUGUUGAUAAUUCAAGAGAGCAUCAGUGAUCCAACAGGGUCAUUUAUUGUUUAUGCACCUAUAGAUAUUCGUGCAAUAGACAUGAUAUUAUGUGGUGGGAAUCCCGAUGUUGUUCCGCUAUUACCUUCUGGAUUUGCUAUACUCCCUGAUGGUCCAUCAGGUAGUACAAACCACGAAAUUUCUGAUUAUAGUGGAUCAUUCCUCACUAUUGCAUUCCAGAUUUUGGUAGAUAAUGUACCAACUGCAAAUAUUUCUCCUCAAUCUGUUGCUGCGGUCGAUAAACUCAUUUGUGUAUGGGAAGGAGCAGUAGAGAAGAAGUUGACAAAGGCAGGAUAA